AUGGCGGGUCUUGUGGCAGCGUUCCUUUCACCAGGCUUCCUGAUCUACGCUUUCUCGAUCCUACUUGUCACCAAUGCUGUGGUAUAUCUCGUCGCUACUCUUCGUCCGAAAGCUUUUCCUCCUGGGCCACGGGGGCUCCCCGGCUUCGGCAACCUUCUCCAGCUCAACAGGGCCUUCCCUUACCUCACAUUAAGCGAAUGGGCCAAAUACUAUGGCAAAGACACUCCAAUUGGAGUCAAAAAGGGCGCGAGCAACGUCGUGGUCUUGAAUAGUGGCCGCCUAGUUCGCGAAUUGUUUGAUCAGCGAGGCGCCGUGUACUCUGACCGCCCUUGGCAAUAUAUGAACAAUACUUGGGUGUUCAAAGACGACAUCAGAGCUGCAAUUCAACAAAACAAUUCAGCCUGGCUGACCCUAUGGCGCAAAGAGUUCACCAGCAACUUUGGCCAGGCAGCUGUCACGAGACAUCGACCAAUUUACGAUGCCGAGACAGCUAGGCUCUUGGUCAAGUUACUCGAAUCUCCGAACGCGAGAAAGAAGGAUCUGGAAACCAUCCUGGUGUGCUGGAUGAUGAGUGCGCCGACCUUGGGGGUGUGUGGUAGGCGUCCGGACGGUAUGGAAGAUCUGGGGUUCUUUGUCGAAGACUUUAUACAUUGCAGUGAUGAGUAUUCCGCUCUCACAGCACCACACCCAAGAGACGUCUUCCCUCUUCUGCAAUAUCUCCCAGAGUUCUUCGGGAUGGCCGAAUGGAAAAUCAGGGCUCGAGCCCUCAGAGAGACCGUUAUCGGGAUGGGAACCAAGUUCGUAAAUGCUGCUGAACAACAGCGCGAGGCCCUGGACGCUGGCAAACCGAUCGGGUGGGAGAGCGUUUUGGCAAGAAUGUUGAAGCAAAGGCGGGAGAAGAAGGAGUACAUGUUCACGACGAAAGACAUUGGCAAUACCGCGUUUCACACAAUGGCAACUGGCUGGGCGACAUCAUUGGCGACACUGACGACCAUUCUGAUGCUCCUAGCAAAGGAUCCAGAGCUCCAGCAGAAGAUGAGGAACGAGGUUCUUGAGGUGACAGGAGGAGCAACGCCUAAGCCAGCUGAUGUCCCCAAGCUAAAGUACAUGGAGGCUUUUUGGUACGAGGCUCACCGCUGGCGCCCCGUCGCUCCACAAGCCUUUCCCCACGCAACAUCUCAGGAUGAUAUAUACAAUGGCUUCCGUAUCCCCAGGGGCACUGCUGUCAUCGCUAAUGUCUGGAACAUUCAUCAUAGCGAGGAGGAUUAUGAAGAACCGGAAAAGUUCAUCCCAGAACGAUUUUUGCGACAUCCUUUCGGCAUGCGAUCACACGAGGGAACACACGAUCCUGCUCGCCUGGAGGCAUCGGGCGCGCGUGUCACAUACGACUUUGGGGCCGGGCGCAGGAUAUGUCCAGGCAUGUAUUUGGCGAAGCAUAGCGUACUCCUUGGGUUAGCCAAGAUGAUCUGGGCUUUUGAUAUCUUGCCGCCCAAGGGAAAAGAGAUUGAUCUGGACCUGGAGACCGGCUAUAUCCAAGAAGUUGCCCUGCGCCCGAAGGACUUCGAUGUCAGUUUCAGGCUGAGGGUUGGUCGAGCUCCGGAGGAUAUCACGAAUCAUUACUCCCAGGCGUAUGAGGCUGAAGCCAAAGUGAUGGGAUGGGAAGAUGGCCAGUUCAAGUGA
Molecule: messenger RNA, 1680 nt
Organism: Didymosphaeria variabile
Lineage: Eukaryota; Fungi; Ascomycota; Dothideomycetes; Pleosporales; Didymosphaeriaceae
Exons: 2
Coding region: 1-1680 (559 amino acids)
Molecular function (GO): oxidoreductase activity, acting on paired donors, with incorporation or reduction of molecular oxygen; heme binding; iron ion binding
Source: RefSeq, a predicted model, not a curated record